Symbiodinium necroappetens is the source of this 909-nucleotide messenger RNA. The record is from the annotation of a GenBank genome assembly. NCBI's taxonomy places the organism in Eukaryota, Dinophyceae, Suessiales, Symbiodiniaceae.
GCGACGAUCCUCCCGACCCUUUUCAACCUCGGCCUCUGGCUCCCUGGGGGGGAUAGUUGGACAAAGCUAUGUCUCGGCUACUCCAGGCAGCUGCGACACCUCCUCAUGCCCCAGAUGCACAGCCAGGAUUGCCUGAAGGUACCAGUACCAAUGGUACAUCUGAUGACGGGAUGCUGGAGCCUGGAACUGGAGGCUGUAAAGGCCCGCCUGGGGCUCCUUACGUCGCUCGUCAAGGCAUGCCCGCAUACGCUGUGGGCAGCCCUACAAACGGAGGGAAGCUGGCUGCAGACCGUCCAGGAUGACCUGAAGCUCAUCAGGCAGAAGGACGAUGAUUGGCCAGAGCUUGGUGAAGCCCACUGGCCGGAGUGGUGGCACCUAAUCAACAGGACCACUGCUCGCUUCAAACGGCGUGUCAAAGCGGCCCUGCAGAAGAUGCACGAGCGAGCCUGCGAGGACAAGCUUGCUGGACUGGACGGAAGCGGUCUGGUUUUGCCGCCAGUGUGUGCCAAGGGCACAGUUUGUGGUUCUUGCGGGCGCCAAUACUGGACCCAAGCCCGGCUCGCCGUCCACCUACGUGAUACCCCAGCGUGCUUGCUCACACUCCGCAAUACCGGAAGGACCGCGUCCGAAACAGCCCCAGGCUUCGGAAGCAGAGCUUGGAAAGCCAGGGCGGACGAAGAAUUCACACUGGCACCGUCGUGCCAGGUCCAGGACCCUCUACAACCGGCUCUGGAAUGGCGCUGGGACGAAGUGCAGACCGAAGACCACAGGGAGAUCAGCCUGGAGCUCCUCGACAAGGACAGGUGGUGCGCCUACCAGGACGUCGUCGAGCUCCUGGGGAAUGUCUUCGUCACCAAGGCCCUGUACCGAGCUGAGGAGCUGGAGGUCGUCGACUACUUGGACACGGAG